GAGAAGAAAAUGAGGUGAAUAUAUUAUGGGCAACACACCAAACACAUCAUAGUUCUGAAGAUUACAACUUAUCCACAGCGCUGAGACAAUCUGCAGUGCAGAAAUAUAUUUCUUGGGUGUUCUACUUGCCUAUGGCUCUUAUUAUUCCUCCAUCGGUAUGUGCUGUUCAUCUACAGUUUAAUCUUCUUUAUCAAUUUUGGAUUCAUACAGAGGUAAUUGACAACCUUGGACCUCUGGAGUGGAUUCUUAAUACACCCAGUCAUCACAGAGUUCAUCAUGGGAGAAAUCUUUACUGUAUUGAUAAAAAUUAUGGUGGCACCCUCAUUAUCUGGGAUAGAAUUUUUGGAACAUUUGAGGCAGAGAAAGAAAAAGUUAUAUAUGGCCUAACACACCCUAUAAAUACAUUUGAACCCUUCAAGGUCCAGUUGCAUCACUUCACCUAUAUAUGGGGUGUAUUUUGGGCCACACCUGGUUUCUCCAAUAAGCUGUCUGUCAUAUUCAAAGGGCCAGGCUGGGGACCAGGAAAACCAAGACUUGGCCUUUCUGAGGAAAUCCCAGUGAUCACUGGAAAAGAGGUUCCCUUCAACCCAAAAUUGCCAGUUCAUCUUUGUGUCUAUGCAGUUAUACAUUUUUCCUUGAUUGUGACAUUGUAUAUUGACCUCUUUGCUGCUGCAGCUACGUUAUCGCAGGUAACAGUUCUCCUGAGGAUUGGCUAUAUUAUCCUAACAUUGACCUCCAUGGGAUUGCUUAUGGACAAAAGACCUGAAGCAGCUAGAUGGGAAACUGUCCGUUGCACAGUUUUUCUAGCUCUGCAGAAACUUGGUUAUAUAAAAACUUAUCCACCCAUGAUGUUUGCUUAUGAGGUUCUAUUUUCGCUCUGCAUUGUGUUCUGGGGAGUGCAAAUUAUGAAGCAGCUGACCUCAAGCACAGCUAAGCGGCUUUAAAAGAGCAAAUACAACAGCACUCUAAUAAUGGAAAGAGCACUUGGAAUAUGCUUUGAAGUUCCUUGGAAGAAGUUAACUAUGCCUCUUACAGUAAAACAAUGAUUUUUCAUAAGCUAGGUAGGAUUCAUGAUUUUUAAAUGAAGUUUUAAAAGAUGCAUAAAAGGACCAUAUGUUUUCUUUGAUUUUUAAUAUAUAAUUUCCCCCAAAUUUAAAUGAAAGUUUCUUUUAUUUUAUUUUCAUGCUUUCACAGCAUAUUUUUUUCACAUUCAAGGGAUCACAACACUCUUUUAAAAAGCCUGUAAAAUAAUAGCCUUUUAUAAUCACUUUAUUAGUAUGUAACCAUAUGUAAAAAGUAUUCUUCAAUAGAAGUAAUUAAAAUCAUAUAUGUUACCACCUGGUAUAAAGCAUCUGCCUGUCUCACCAUAGAGGCCAAAUUUGAAAUUAUGUGAAUGUAAAUUUUUCCAUAAUGCUUAAAUUAUAGUAGAAUCUCAAUGGCAUGCCCAAUUGUAUGUUCAUAAGAUAUAGCUACAUAAGGAUGAAUAGUUGAGACAGGAAAUAAUUAAAAACAGCAUGAUAAAAUAACUCAAACUAGUAUGAGUUGAAAUUUCUUCAAUAAAACUGGCUGAUAUAUGUGAUGUAUAACUUGGGUUUGCAACUUGAAUUAAACUGCUUAGGAAAUA
Alligator sinensis (Chinese alligator) is the source of this 1624-nucleotide messenger RNA. It is a transcript of the gene AGMO, whose product is annotated as alkylglycerol monooxygenase. Gene Ontology annotation, cellular component: endoplasmic reticulum. Gene Ontology annotation, molecular function: oxidoreductase activity; iron ion binding. The annotation marks the transcript as partial. Gene Ontology annotation, biological process: lipid biosynthetic process. NCBI's taxonomy places the organism in Eukaryota, Metazoa, Chordata, Crocodylia, Alligatoridae. The record is from RefSeq and is a predicted model, not a curated record. The transcript is spliced from 11 exons.